Messenger RNA from Linum trigynum, 615 nucleotides. The record is from the annotation of a GenBank genome assembly. NCBI's taxonomy places the organism in Eukaryota, Viridiplantae, Streptophyta, Magnoliopsida, Malpighiales, Linaceae.
CAUCAAGUGUAAGACUCCUAACUGCUAUUUCGUUUGUGUGAAUUAGGCAAAUAUUGUGACAUAAAUGUCUAUAUAAAUUGAUGUCAAUCAGAGAAGCAGAUUUUGGUUGUUGAUUUUGAAAGGCUGCACGAAUUUAUGGUGUGUUUUGGCUUACAGGGAUAUUGUGACUUGUUCGAAUGGUGUGCUGCUACUGAUAUGAGUGGCAAAGAAGAUGAAUUGUACAAUUUGAUUGCCAAUUUGCAUAUUAAAGUUCAAGAGCUGGAGGUUGAGAAGAAUUCCCUUGUUCUAAAACUUAGCGGUGAACUGGAUGGUUCAUUGGUCAUUCCAACAAGUUCAAGUAGUUCGAACAACACUAGUACUGUCUCAUUGGACUCCAAAGUUGUAGCGGCAAUGGAAAGAAAAUUGUCUCGAGUGGAGAAGUAUCUUGGCUUCUAUGAGUGAUGAUAUCUUUAGUUUGGUUGAAUGUGAAAGGUUGAACCUUGUUAAAGUAGUUGAUAGUUUAGAGUUGUAAUGAAUAUGUGAAUGGUUUUUCUAUACUUUUGCCUUUCAUUGUAAUCAAGUUUUAUUUGAAGCUGCUGUAAUUGGAUCCUGAAGCAAUAAAAUGAACUUAACUGG